Molecule: messenger RNA, 1768 nt
Organism: Aspergillus homomorphus CBS 101889
Lineage: Eukaryota; Fungi; Ascomycota; Eurotiomycetes; Eurotiales; Aspergillaceae
Product: tetrahydrofolate synthase
Exons: 3
Coding region: 43-1680 (545 amino acids)
Biological process (GO): tetrahydrofolylpolyglutamate biosynthetic process
Cellular component (GO): mitochondrion; cytosol; cytoplasm
Molecular function (GO): ATP binding; tetrahydrofolylpolyglutamate synthase activity
Source: RefSeq, a predicted model, not a curated record
CUUUUUCCUUCUUGCACGUGAGCAGCGGCAUAUUCGAAGCUGAUGAGGGGCUUUCGCAAACUCUUUACCUUCUACAGAAUCCAGCACAGUCGUCACAUUUCAUCCAAUUCUGCCAUAAUGUCUCGCAACUAUGAGGCUGCGAUCGCAGCUCUCAACUCGCUGCAAUCCAACUUUGCAGUAGUGGAAGAGCUACGGAAAUCACGGAAAGACAUGAAUCUAUUAUCUAUUCCAGAGACCGUGGAGUGGCUCCGUCGCAUAGGAUAUCAGCCCUCCGAUCUCAGCCGCAUUAAUCCCGUACAUGUUGCUGGCACCAAGGGUAAAGGCUCCACUUCGGCCUUUAUCGCAUCGAUUCUGUCUCAGUACACUGCAUCGAAGCUAUCUGACUCGACCUCGACCUCGACCUCACGCACACUCAACAAGGUCGGACUCUACACCUCGCCUCAUUUACGCUUUGCCAGAGAACGGAUCCAGAUCGACAACGCCCCGCUGUCUGAAGAGAAGUUCGCCAAAUAUUUCUUUGAGGUAUGGGAUCGCUUGGACGAAGCUGCUCGGUUGGCCGGCGAGGAUCCCGCGAACCUCCAAACGAAGCCUCAGUACUUCCGGUACUUGACAUUAAUGGCGUUCCAUACUUAUAUAAGCGAGGGGGUGAAUGCAGCGGUCAUCGAAUGUGGAAUUGGGGGAGAGUACGAUUGCACCAACGUGAUUCCCAAGCCAGCAGCGACAGCAAUCACUAGCCUGGGCAUUGACCACGUAGCUCUAUUGGGGAAUACUAUUGAGGAGAUCGCAUGGCACAAAGGUGGCAUCAUCAAGCCUGGCACCAAAGCAUUCAGCACACCGCAGCCCCCGACUGCUGAGAAAGUUCUCCUUGAACGUGCGGCCGAGAAAGGAACUUCGCUGGAAAUCGUGAGGGGCCAUCCUGAACUCCACAGUGAUGGGGGUGUGAAACUCGGACUAGCCGGUGAGUUUCAAUAUACAAACGCGGCAGUGGCAGUUGCGACCGCGGCGGAAUUCCUCCGGACUGUCGGCAUCGAGGACUUGCCGUCAGAUGCCCUCCAGAAGUCGCUGCCGGCCAAAUUCCGGAAAGGUCUGGAAGAAGCCCGCCUCGGGGGUCGCUGUGAGACACGCACUGAGAAUCGCAUUACGUGGUACAUUGAUGGAGGCCAUACGCUCGAAAGCAUCAAGCUGGCUGGUCAAUGGUUUGCAUCUCAGAUCCAGGCGAACUCGUCGUCUACUGCAGUUGCCCAGAAGAAGCAGCGGGUCUUGAUCUUCAACCAACAGACUCGUGACAGCAACGCCCUCGCUCGGGCUCUUCACGAGACUCUGGCUGCGGCCUUGGGCUCGGAGCAACCGUUCACACACGCGGUCUUCUGCACCAACGUCACCUACAAGGAUGCUGGCUAUCGGCCAGACCUUGUCAGCAUGAACACGAAUGCGACUGAUGUGGAGAAAUUACAUGUCCAGAAAAGCCUCGCGGAGACAUGGUGUUCCAUUGACCCCCGUACCGAAGUUAAGGUGUAUGGCACCAUCGAGGAAGCCGUCGACUUCACCCGAGAGCUCGCCAUGAUGGAAAAAGACCUUGUGGGUCAGCAUGAAGCCCCUGUUAUGACCUUCGUUACUGGCAGCUUGCACCUGGUUGGUGGCUUUCUGGAUGUCAUUGAAACCAAACCUGCUCCUCAAUAAGGAUCGCAAUCUACUGCCUCACCAUGAGGUUUCAACAACAAAACUGGUGAUACCCGCGCACAAGGCAUAUCCGCCUUGUUUAUGCUCU